Molecule: messenger RNA, 3138 nt
Organism: Labrus bergylta (ballan wrasse)
Lineage: Eukaryota; Metazoa; Chordata; Actinopteri; Labriformes; Labridae
Product: dynamin-2
Biological process (GO): synaptic vesicle endocytosis
Cellular component (GO): synapse; cytoplasm; microtubule
Molecular function (GO): microtubule binding; GTPase activity; GTP binding
Source: RefSeq, a predicted model, not a curated record
UGUCGCCUGACCGGAUGAUGACAGAAGUUUGCGGUUGACCACGGAGAGACUUUUAUCCCUGUUAUUCAGCUUGUAAGCUCUCGGGGACUCGGGUUGCAGCUCACACUCUGUAUUUGUUUGAGUUUUUGAUGAUUUAAGUCUAAAGGGGGUCCGACAGACUGCUGCGGGAACUUUCUGUCUGCUGGAACAGAGACCCUCUGGCUCUCAUUUGCCCCGGUUGGAGGGCAGGAAAGAGCCCACUGGGCUGACCGAGGUGCCGCGAUGGGAAACCGGGGAAUGGAAGACCUCAUUCCGCUUAUCAACAAGCUGCAGGACGCGUUCAGCUCCAUCGGACAGAGCUGUAACUUGGACCUGCCUCAGAUAGCGGUCGUCGGCGGACAGAGCGCUGGGAAGAGCUCGGUGUUGGAGAAUUUCGUUGGGAGGGACUUCUUGCCAAGAGGAUCCGGCAUUGUGACCCGUCGUCCUCUCAUCCUGCAGCUGGUAAACAGCAAAGCAGAGUAUGCAGAGUUCCUGCACUGUAAGGGCCGCAAGUUUGUGGACUUUGACGAGGUCCGUCAGGAGAUUGAAGCUGAGACUGAACGGCUCACAGGAUCCAACAAAGGCAUCUCCCCCAUCCCCAUCAACCUGCGUGUCUACUCCCCUAACGUGCUGAACCUCACGCUGAUCGACCUGCCGGGGAUGACCAAAGUUGCCGUGGGAGACCAGCCUCAUGACAUCGAGCACCAGAUCAGAGACAUGCUGCUGCAGUUCAUCACCAAGGAGAGCUGUCUCAUCCUUGCUGUCACCCCAGCCAACACCGACCUGGCCAACUCUGAUGCCCUCAAAAUCGCCAAGGAGGUGGACCCUCAGGGGCUGAGGACCAUUGGUGUGAUCACAAAGCUGGACCUGAUGGACGAGGGGACAGACGCUCGAGACAUCCUGGAGAACAAACUGCUGCCCCUCCGCAGAGGCUACAUUGGGGUGGUGAACCGUAGCCAAAAGGACAUUGAUGGGAAGAAAGACAUCCGCGCUGCUUUGGCUGCUGAGAGGAAGUUCUUCUUGUCCCAUCCUGGAUACAGACACAUCGCAGAACGCAUGGGAACACCACAUCUGCAGAAAACCCUCAAUCAGCAACUUACCAACCACAUCCGAGACACGUUGCCAGGGUUACGCAGUAAGCUGCAGAGCCAGCUGUUAUCGCUGGAGAAGGAGGUGGAGGAGUACAAAAACUUCCGUCCUGAUGACCCUGCACGCAAAACCAAGGCCUUACUCCAGAUGGUGCAGCAGUUCGGCGUGGACUUUGAGAAGUGCAUCGAAGGCUCUGGAGAUCAGGUCGACACGUCCAACUUGUCUGGUGGAGCAAAGAUCAACCGCAUCUUUCAUGAGCGCUUUCCUUUUGAGCUGGUGAAGAUGGAGUUUGAUGAGAAGGAGCUGAGGAAAGAAAUCAGCUACGCCAUCAAGAACAUCCACGGAGUCAGGACAGGACUGUUCACCCCUGACCUGGCGUUUGAGGCCAUAGUGAAAAAGCAGAUCAUUAAGCUGAAAGAGCCGUGUCUGAAAUGCAUCGACCUGGUCAUCCAGGAGCUCAUCAACACAGUCAGACAGUGCACUAAUAAGCUGGGAUCGUACCCUCUACUGAAAGAAGAGACCGAGAGGAUCGUCACCACCUAUGUCAGAGAGAGAGAGGGCAAGACAAAAGACCAGGUGCUGCUGUUGAUCGACAUCGAGCUCUCAUAUAUCAACACCAACCACGAGGACUUCAUCGGAUUUGCUAACGCCCAGCAGAGGACGGCUGCCAACGCCACCAAGAAGAGAGUGAUGCCCAACCAGGUGAUCCGCAGAGGCUGGCUUACUAUCAACAUCAGCAUCAUGAAGGGAGGGUCUAAGGACUACUGGUUUGUCCUGACGGCGGAGUCUCUCUCCUGGUACAAAGAUGAGGAGGAGAAGGAGAAAAAGUACAUGCUGCCUCUGGAUAACCUGAAGCUGAGAGACGUGGAGAAGGGCUUCAUGUCCAGCAAACACGUCUUUGCCAUUUUUAACACCGAACAGAGGAAUGUGUAUAAAGACCUGCGUCAGAUCGAGCUGGCCUGUGACACUCAGGAGGAUGUGGACAGCUGGAAGGCGUCGUUCCUCAGAGCUGGUGUUUACCCGGAGAAAGACCAGCCUGACAGUGAAGAAACUAUAAAUUCCAGCGACACUGUGUCCAUGGACCCGCAGCUUGAGCGACAAGUGGAGACCAUCCGCAACCUGGUGGACUCAUACAUUGGCAUUGCCAACAAGUCCAUCAGAGACCUCAUGCCCAAGACCAUCAUGCACCUGAUGAUCAACAGUGCGAAGGACUUCAUUCACUCGGAGCUGCUGGCCUACCUGUACUCUGCGGGGGAUCAGGGCAGCAUGAUGGAGGAGUCAGCAGAGCAAGCUCAGAGGAGGGAUGAGAUGCUGAGGAUGUAUCAUGCUCUGAAGGAGGCCUUGGUCCUUAUUGGAGACAUCAGCACCACCACUGUCUCUGUUCCUGUGCCUCCACCUGUGGACGACAACUGGAUCGCCAAAGACCCGAGUCCUCCUCCAGCAUCCCGCCCUACAGCAGCCACAGCGCCACCUCCAGGCAGACCCCCGGCAGCAUUUGGAGCUCCGCCCGUACCCUCCCGACCUGGAGAUCCCACACCUGGUGCUGUUCCUCUUGUCCCCUCCAGACCGGCCCGCGUGCCUCCUGCUCUGCCGCCCGGGAUCCCAAGGCGACCUCCACAAGGCCCAUCACGCCCAAACCGCUGCUGAAUCCAGCUGAGCUCUCGGACUGUCGCCCCAUCAGGUGCACUUGCCAGUCGACGUUCAGGAGGAGUUUUUGUGUGAUCCAGAUCUGUUUCAUUAUAUAAGGGAGGAGUUAACUGAAUGAUUUAUUAUUCAUAUGAAUCUAAAGUCAGACCACAUGGUAAAAGGUCUUCUUCGUUCAAACAAACCAUUUCAUUUCUUUCCUUUACUUGAAUAAUUAGUCUCACCCCACAUUCAGGGUUUGACAUGAUUCUGCCAUCUGUCCGGGUGACAUCAGUAGAACUUAAGAUUCUGAGUUCUGCAGGAUUGAAUCAUAAAUAUUCAUUAGACAUCUGUGUGUCUCUAGUCUGUAUUCUACAAACACACAUUAAACCAAGUUUCUGUGUAAAA